Parus major (Great Tit) is the source of this 2259-nucleotide messenger RNA. RefSeq lists its product as uncharacterized. The record is from RefSeq and is a predicted model, not a curated record. The transcript is spliced from 7 exons. The coding region runs from base 917 to 1618 and encodes 233 amino acids. NCBI's taxonomy places the organism in Eukaryota, Metazoa, Chordata, Aves, Passeriformes, Paridae.
AGCUCACAAAACCUGGGUCUCUGGAUUUAUUUCAGCCCCAACUGUGUACCUGCAUUGGUCACAUGAAUUGUCCUAAAUGAGCCAGGAAGUCAGGAAGGAUCAGCUCAGAGGGAGGUGUCCUCCCUCUGCACACCCAAAAUUAGGCAACAUUAGUCUUUUGGUGAAAAGCAUUCAAACCCAGUCAAGGCUUGGUGUUUUUUAAAGACUAAAUACUGCUCUGUGUAUCCGGUGUGGUGUUCCUCUCUUACUCAUGGGACAGAGGACUCCAUUUGAGCAUUCCCUAGUGCCUCAUCAGAGGAAGGGAAUGGCAGCAUCUGAAGGGGACAGUUCAGGUGUCCUCAGCCACCCUCUAAGUGGAGAUCCCUGCCUGCCCUAAUUCUGCAGAGCUCCUCAUCCUUCCAUGCAGGGAGGGAAGGAUGCUGUUUCCUUCUGCUCAGCACACUCACAGAGUAUGUCCUUUUCUCCUCAGCUUCCCCACCUUUUGCUCACCUCUUUAGCAGGAUUUAUGGGAGGAUGGGCUUCAAGUGCUCACAAAGGGCAGGCUUUGUCCCUCUCCUGGCCAUGUGUCCCCAGCAUGGCUGGCUGCAGCUGAAAAAGUGGGUAACAGCUCCCCAGCAUGAUUGUUGGGGUGCUUUUGCCUCCAAGGAACAACACCAACCCCCUCAGGCUCCCCUUCCUCCACCAAGGCCUCCAGGGUUCUGUGGUUCAGUGGUGUCACAAUGGAGUUUUCCCUUGACCCUGGAAACAAAAUGACCACACAGGCAUUGUUGGAUGCCAUCACUGAUGCUCCCUAUUCCAGCAGGGAGUCACACCUGUUCACCCUCUGGGUGACUCUGGGGUUGCUGGUGCUGGGAUGCCUCCAUCUCAUCCCUUCUGGGUUCCAACAGACUGCAUCCCCUGAGGUUCUUGAGUCACCAUGGAUAUAAUGAGGGAUGCAAAGCCUUGGAAGCUGCCCCCCGCGCUGGACAAGUACAAGAGCACGUAUCGGAAGGACUUCGGCUGGCACGGCGAUUAUCACUCACCCACCCAGGCACACGUACCGAAACCUUCAUUCCCUCCUGUUCCAGAAGUAUCCAAGUGCUACCUGCCAGAGUGCUACUCCUCUGACCUGACACCAGGACGGGUGGGGAAACUGGAGAUUCUCGCUGAGCCUAUGCACGACCUGUCUUGUUGCCCGUCCAUUCCUCCUCUGUCAACUAGAACUGAAGAGGCGUUGGUAUCGAAGGAACUGCCAUCCACGGGCUUGGUCACCUACCAGCAAUUCGCCCAGGAUUUGUACCUGGAAGGGCUGCACAAUGCUGAUAAAUACAAAACCAAGAACCGGAGCUCAUCUGUUUUAAUGAGAGACUACUCUGACCUCGAUUGGAAAAGUACCUACAAGCAAGAUUUUGAGCACUGGAAAGGAGUCCGUGGUGCGCUUUACACAGAGGAGAUAAGGCCUUCUCCCGUUUUCCCUGAAGAUAACCGCUUCAAUGAGAGCCGCUGGGUUUCUGAGUAUGCAGACAGCUACAGCAUCUUCCUGAAGAGGCUGGACUGGUCAUCUCCCAUCUCUGCACAAUGGCUGCCCUUUGGGAAGGAUGCACGAUGGACACCGCGAUGGAGAGAGUCCACUCACUGAGUGGUGCUAGGGUGGCUGUGGUAAUCACUGGGAUCAUCCAUUUUGGCCCUGAGAGCUGGGGCAGUGGGAAAAAUGUAUAAACAGUUGUGGGACCUGGUCCAAACUACUGUGAGACCUGAGAGUUUGGCUGCUGGAGUGUUCUGAGUAGCAGCAUUUGUCCCAGCUUUGUGUAGGAGGGUUAGGCAAGACCUUCAAAGGUCCCUUCCAACCAAAACCAUUCUAUGGUUCUGUGAUUUUCUGGGCUCCUAGAAAGUGAUUUUCCAGCCAGAUCUAAUUGGGAGAAUAUUUUUUACGGUAAUGGUGGUCGGACACUGUUUGGAGACUGGCAAGGUGGGGCAGAUGCAUGGAUGCUCAUUGAGUGACAAUGCUGGGUCUGAGGAGCCUCACCUAGGCUGGCCCUGUUGGACCAGGGCACCUACAUUGUUCCACAUUUUUUUGAUUCCUUUUAGGAUGUGUUACUUGUGUUGUUCUGUGAUUACAGCUCUUUGGCCCUCCAAGCUGUGUGAUGUUGUUCAUCAGAGACCCUGAAAGCCUUGGAAACCUCAUCUCUACCAAACCUACCACCAUGUCUAUCAGAUGUGAAAAGUUUGCCAAAGACCUCCUUAAGUACAAAUUAUGAUUAAAAUCUCCCAAGAACCUCA